AUGCUUUAUUUGUCUCUCUUUUGGAUAUUGCCAAUUGUCACAGUAUUCAUUUUCAAACGUCUGACAGGUGUGCACUGCCAGGAGCUGUUCAAAGACACCAAGAACCAAGCUCCCUUCCCUGUCUACCCCUCAGUUGGCUACCAGAUCCUCAACGCAGACCACCUGCUGUUGAGGGACUACAGCCAGGACCUGCUGGGGAACUCCAGCCUACAAGCCCAGACGCAGGCCUUCCUCAUUACCAACCCUGGGGCGGGCCUCCUGCAGCCGGCCGUCAAUGUCACCUUCGGCUCCCUGUCUGUGGAGAGACCCAUCGGCCCAGAGCUGCUCCUUGGCAGUCGCAGGAUCCUCCCUGUCAUCCUGGCACGCCAGGUCCUCUCCUCUGCCCCCAUUAUCAGGAUCCUCUUUCACAUGCCCAGUAUGGCCAAUGGAGGUGACGUUGGAGGGGGCAGGGCUGGGGAGGGGGUGGAGGUGGGUAGUGGUGGGAGGAAGGGAACGGAGGGGGCCCACUGUGUGACGGCGUAUGCCUUCUGUGAGACGCAGGAGGUGCGGGGGGCAUGCCUGCUGUCCCCAGGGGGUUUCUGUGUUGCCCAGUUGAAGCCCGACCCGGCCUGGUUCAGCCCCACCAGCCGCUCCUCCAGCUCCAACAGCAGGGAUAGACAAGGAGAGGUGCAGGGUAUUCCCGUGGAGAUCUACUUCCAGAGCCGACGGGACUGGACAGGCCAGUGUGUUCCCCAGGACAGCCUGCAGCAUGUGGGGGUGGGGAGAGGUGGCCCAGUGGGGUCUGGUAUACCCAUGAGGAGGGUAGGGAGUGUCAACAUCCUAAAGGCACCACCUGGAAGCACUACGUUCCUGCGUCUGAGGUUAGGGGGAGCCGUGGUGGUCCAGACCUCAUCCAAACCACUGAGGACCACCGACAUGGCCACCUUCUAUGUGUUCCUGUCCAGUGUGUCUGCUGUGGAGAGCUUCACUCUUAGAGCCACAGUGAGGAAGGGCAUGUCCUUCAGUACAGCGAGGCCCAGUGACUCAGACUUAUGGGACAUCGUCCUGGAGCCUGGCAGAAGGGGCGCAAAUACCAUCUCUGUCGUGUGUCAGAGGAAGACCACCAAUCCCGGGAAAAGGGGUCUGUUGGAGGUCUUGCAGCUUGACUUUGAGACCAAGGAGUUGACUGAGCAACAAUUGGAGAGCCAGAUGAUCACAUGGCAUUUGGAAACAGCACACAUUAAGGAUGUUGGCAUCAUGAAGAUCUAUACCACCCAGAGAGACUACGUAGGCCUGACACCACUGGUCAUGGACAGUGAUGUGAUGAACACAGCUGUUCUGACUGGUAAGAAAGUGUCUGCCCCAGUCAGGACUCUGGCUGUGGAGGCUGACGGCACUGUCACCGAUGUCACCAACUAUACCAACUGUAGGUCCACUGACGAGAACGUGCUGAAGGUGUCGGAUCGUUGUGACUAUGUGUUUGUUAAUGGGAAGGAGACGAGGGGGAGGAUGAGGAUGGUGCUCAACUUCACCUACAGCUACCUGAGUGCCCAACUGGAGAUGAGUGUGUGGAUGCCCCGCCUCCCCCUGCUUAUCGACAUAGCCAACCCCGAACUCAGCCAGAUCAAGGGCUGGAGAGUCCCCGUGGCCGCCGGCACCAAGAGGACCAGCUGGGACAGUGAGGAAGAGGAGGAGAUAAGGAAGAGCAGAGGCUGCAUGCUACAGUACCAACACACCGUGGUCAGGGUGCUCACACCCUUUGUGGCCGAGCCGUCGGACCCAUCUCCAGACCCCAUGGUAGGGGGAUUGGGGGGGUCUCUGGAGACUUUCCUGGGGCCAGACUGGCAGGUGGAUGUCACCAGGCUGGUGCGCUACUCUCUCAGGGUGGGAGACCAAUCUAUAGCCAGACUACAUGCUGGAACAGUACUGCAGGGACGCGCUGCAGGGACCACCACUCUACAGGUGAUGUCUCCUCUGUCUGACUCGAUCCUGGCUGAGCGGAUGGUCAGGGUUCUGGAAGAAAAAGUGAGUGUGACAGAGCUGGGAGUGCAGCUGGUCUCUGGCCUCUCUCUGUCCCUCCAGCUCAGCCCAGGGAGAAACAUGGCCAUCAUUGCCACGGCUACAAUACAGGAAGUCAUGCAGAGACCCAAACAGGAGGCAAUGGUCAGCUGCUGGAUCCAUUUCAGUGACGGCUCAGUGACCCCUCUGGACCUCUUUGACCGCAGCGUCUACUCCCUGACUGUGACCUCCUGGGACAAGAGUGUGGCGACCGUGCGCCGGACCCCCCAGUCAGCAUUUGUGGUGGCGGAGGGUGAGGGUCAGGGGGCGCUGGUGAAAGCUGAGCUGAGGAUCUGUGAGGAGUGCCAGAAGUCUAAGAGGAAGAGCAAGCUGGUGGUGGGCAAUGGGCUUCUUAGGGUCACUUUCCAGAAAGGCAGCAGGAUGGACGGAGGGGUCACUGGUGGUGGUGCUACUGGCUAUGGCAGUGAAGGUUCAGAGUCAGAGGUAGAGUCUGAGCCAGUCGUGACAUCACCACGGGAACUCACGCCAGUUGUGACCUCACCACGGGCUCUGAUCGAGGGGGACGGAGACAGACGCUCGUUCAGGAGCACCGUACCAGACUGCCAGGACAGCACUGAUGUCACCACGUCAACAGCCAGGGAUCAGCAAGUUGCUGGAGGUGGCAUUUCUACCAUCAAAGAGGGCAUGAGCAGCACCACCACCAACACUGACAGUAGUACCACCACCACCAGGGGAAAACCUAGCACGGACAAACCUCAGGUGUCUGGCAGACCUGGCAGGGACAGAAGCCUGGGCAGAGGACAGGAGCUGAGGAGAGACUGGCUUAACGUGGUGGAAAACCCCAACCAGAAGAAAGAGAUGCCCAAAGCAGAGGAACCACCCCAGAAAGAGCAGCCCAAGCCGCCCCAGAUGGUGGAAAGUGACCUGGUGAAGACGUUCAAAGCCAUGUCAGACCUGGAGAUUGGCAUCUUCGCGCUGGUGGGAGUCUCUGUCCUUGCUAUCCUGGCCUUCCUGCUUAACUGUGCCUCCUAUAAUCUCUGCUUCCGGGUCAACAAGACCCCCGUCCAGGGCAACCCAGACCCCAACGGCCCCAAGGAGCACAGGCACGACUGGGUGUGGCUGGGGACCAGCACAGGGCCAGCGCCGGACAACCCACCCAAGGUGUCCACCAUCAAACGGGAGAAUCACGGCUCUAUUGAGUCCCACUGCAGCCUGCAGAGACAAUGCUCUACAGAUAGCCACAGGGCUCAGGAGAGCAGCCUGAGUAUGAGUGCUAUCCCAGAGAGGACUGCCACCUUGGGUAGGAGGAGCAGCUCCCAGCAGGUUCCCACCCUGGACCCCAUGGCUCGGGGUUCAGCCACCCUCCUAGCCAAGCCAAGCCGCAGCGAUCCACUCCACUCCCCCACCAGCAAGAGGAAUCAGGUCCAGUUCACCACAUUCACCACACUGGACGUUAAGCACUUGGCUGCCCUGAAGAGGAAUGGAGUGGACUUUAACUGGGCCAGCCAGGCUGGGGGAGCUGGGGAGCCUAUGGAGCCUCUACCUGACAUGCUAUGGCCUGUAGUCACACCCCUGGGCCAACCACAGUGA
This is a messenger RNA of Oncorhynchus masou masou (cherry salmon), 3588 nucleotides long. RefSeq names its product transmembrane protein 132C-like. The record is from RefSeq and is a predicted model, not a curated record. Lineage: Eukaryota; Metazoa; Chordata; Actinopteri; Salmoniformes; Salmonidae.